AACAACACCAACAACAACAACAACAACAACAACACCAUCCACUACAUUGACAACCCUUUCAACAACAAAACCAUCACCUCCUAAGGCUAAAGAGUUCAAGUCAGUUGACCAAAAUGAGACCAGCAUAACUCUGCAGUGGAAAAAAGUGAAGGACAUCCCCAACUAUACACUUGAAUACAAUGGAACAGUGAUAAAUGUCACUGCAUCACCGGGGUUAGGAAACAUGAAUUAUACAAUCUUGGAGCUCACAAGUAUGACUAAAUACAUCUUCACUGUGUUUGAAAAUGUCAGAAGCAGCGGAGUAAGCAUCACUGCAUUUACUGCACCUCCUAAUGCUAAAGAGUUCAAGUCAGUUGACCAAAAUGAGACCAGCAUAACUCUGCAGUGGAAAAAAGUGAAGGACAUCCUCAACUAUACACUUGAAUACAAUGGAACAGUGAUAAAUGUCCCUGCAUCACCGGGGUUAGGAAACAUGAAUUAUACAAUCUUGGAGCUCACAAGUAUGACUAAAUACAUCUUCACUCUCUUCACUGUGUUUGAAAAUGUCAGAAGCAGCGGAGUAAGCAUCACUGCAUUUACUGCACCUCCUAAUGCUAAAGAGUUCAAGUCAGUUGACCAAAAUGAGACCAGCAUAACUCUGCAGUGGAAAAAAGUGAAGGACAUCCUCAACUAUACACUUGAAUACAAUGGAACAGUGAUAAAUGUCCCUGCAUCACCGGGGUUAGGAAACAUGAAUUAUACAAUCUUGGAGCUCACAAGUAUGACUAAAUACAAGUUCACUCUCUUCACUGUGUUUGAAAAUGUCAGAAGCAGCGGAGUAAGCAUCACUGCAUUUACUGCACCUCCUAAUGCUAAAGAGUUCAAGUCAUUUGACCAAAAUGAGACCAGCAUAACUCUGCAGUGGAAAAAAGUGAAGGACAUCCUCAACUAUACACUUGAAUACAAUGGAACAGUGAUAAAUGUCCCUGCAUCACCGGGGUUAGGAAACAUGAAUUAUACAAUCUUGGAGCUCACAAGUAUGACUAAAUACAUCUUCACUCUCUUCACUGUGUUUGAAAAUGUCAGAAGCAGCGGAGUAAGCAUCACUGCAUUUACUGCACCUCCUAAUGCUAAAGAGUUCAAGUCAUUUGACCAAAAUGAGACCAGCAUAACUCUGCAGUGGAAAAAAGUGAAGGACAUCCUCAACUAUACACUUGAAUACAAUAGAACAGUGAUAAAUGUCCCUGCAUCACUGGGGUUAGGAAACAUGAAUUACACAAUCUUGGAGCUCACAAGUAUGACUAAAUACAUCUUCACUCUCUUCACUGUGUUUGAAAAUGUCAGAAGCAGCGGAGUAAGCAUCACUGCAUUUACUGCACCUCCUAAUGCUAAAGAGUUCAAGUCAGUUGACCAAAAUGAGACCAGCAUAACUCUGCAGUGGAAAAAAGUGAAUGGCAUCCUCAACUAUACACUUGCGUACAAUGGAACAGUGAUAAAUGUCCCUGCAUCACCGGGGUUAGGAAACAUGAAUUAUACAAUCUUGGAGCUCACAAGUAUGACUAAAUACGACUUCACUCUCUUCACUGUGUUUGAAAAUGUCAGAAGCAGCGGAGUAAGCAUCACUGCAUUUACAGCACCUCCUAAAGCAGAAGAGUUCAAGUCAGUUGACCAAAAUGAGACCAGCAUAACUCUGCAGUGGAAAAAAGUGAAUGGCAUCCUCAACUAUACAAUUGAAUACAAUAGAACAGUGAUAAAUGUCCCUGCAUCACCGGGGUUAGGAAACAUGAAUUACACAAUCUUGGAGCUCACAAGUGGGACUAAAUACAACUUCACUCUCUUUGCUGUGUUUGAAACUGUCAGAAGCAGCGGAGUGAAUCACUCUGCAGCCACUGCUCCUAGAAAUGUGAAUAAUGUGACUGUGUUGAGUCAAAAUGAGAGCAGUAUAAUUCUGAUGUGGAACAAGGUUAAAGACAUCUCAAAAUACUUCCUACAAUAUGGUAAGGAGGACUCUAUCAACAUAUCAGUGGAAGGGUCACCAGUUAAACAUGUGGUUACCUCCCUGAGUCCUGGAACAAAAUAUAACUUCACUCUCAUCACUGUGUUUGAGGGAGUCAGCAGCACUGGAUACAGAUUUGAAGCUGCCACUGUUCCCUCAAUGGUGGCUUUUGUCAAUGUGACUGAACGCUCUGUGAACAGCAUAACCCUGAUGUGGACAAAAGUGAAAAAAGACUGGGACUACUUUAUCCAAAUUAAUGAGGAAAAUUCCCAACUUUGCCUAAAUACCAUCAUGAAUGUUGUUUCCUGUUCAAUCACGUCUCUUAAGCCUGGAACAGAGUAUCGAUUCAGGGUGAUCACAGUGUUCUCUGAUCUCAACAGCACUGCUUACAAAGGCUUUACAGUAACAGCCAUAAACUGUACCGAUGUAGCCUGGCGUGUUACUAACUCAUCGAUCCAAGGACCGAUUAAAGGCUUGUUCUCGAAUGCAACAGCCACCUAUAAAUCGCAAACUCAUGUUGGUCCUGUCAGAGAUGGAAAUGUGUCAUUUAUCGGCCUUUACCCUGGUGCAACCUAUGAAGUGUCUCUUGUGUACGAAAAAUAUUCAACAUUCUUUCUGCAGUGUAGCCACAACCUGACAAUCUUGCCUCCAUAUUUAAGUGCUCACUGUGAGUACUGGGCAGCGGGCUAUUCUGUCUCUGUUGUCUGGAAUAAACCGGAUGGUGUGUGGACUUCAGUGGAAGUGAACGUGACUGGGAAACCUCACAAAGUGCUUGAAAAUGGGGAACAGCGUCUCAUAAUAUCUGGAUUCCUUCCGGCCAGAACAUAUGAGGUUUCUUUAGUUUUACUGUCUGGGACCGUAAGGAGUUCUGACCCAUUUGUUUUUUCGUGUCUUACUGAUCCAAGAGGAGUCAUUGCAGGGUCAGUAUUUGCUGUGCUGCUUUUUGGUGUCCUGGUCUGUCUGGCUGUCUUAAUUUUUUUGAAAAGACCAGAUAUCAUCAGCAGAAAAAAGCCAUUCAUUGGUGGUUCCAGACAAUCCAAUAAAAAGUGCAAAGCUAUUUCUGUGGCAAAGUUUCCAGACCACUUCUACCAAUUAUGUGUGGACGAAAACAGAGGUUUCAGCCAGGAAUAUGAGAGCCUCGUUCCUGUUGGCACAGAGCAAACACAAAAGGCAGCUAUUCUACCUGAGAACAAACCAAAGAAUCGUUUCAACAACGUCCAGCCAUAUGACUGGUGUCGGGUGAAGCUUACUACAUCCGAUCCCAAUAAAACCUCCGACUAUAUUAAUGCCAGUUACAUGCCAGGCUACAACAGCAAAAGAGAGUACAUCGCCAGUCAGGGUCCUCUGCCCUCCACAGUCAAUGAGUUCUGGAGGAUGAUCUGGGAACAAAAGGUGAAAGGCAUCGUCAUGGUAACCAACUGCACUGAGGGAGGACGGACUAAGUGUGAACGAUACUGGCCUGCAGACAGUAAGCCUUGCCCUUACGGAGAGCUGUUGGUCACCAUCAGAUCUGAGCAGCAGGAGCCCGACUGGACACUGAGGGAAUUUAGGGUGAAACAUAUGAACAACUCAGAGGAGCGCACAGUGAAACAUUUUCACUUCACUGCCUGGCCUGACCAUGGAGUCCCACAGGGCACAGAAGUCCUGAUCCAGUUCAGAAGACUGGUGAGACAGCACAUAGAGAGAGAAGGGGAUGGAGCACCAACUGUGGUUCACUGCAGUGCUGGAGUGGGGAGGACAGGCACUAUCAUUGCCCUGGACGUGCUGCUUCAGCAGCUAGAGAAAGAAAGAGCAGUGGGCAUCCAUGGCUUUGUGCACAAGAUGAGACUGAGCCGACCAUACAUGGUGCAAACAGAGUCCCAGUAUGUUUUUCUGCACCAAUGCAUCAUCGACUAUCUGCAGCCAAAUGAGAAGAAUGAAGAGAACAUAUAUGAGAAUGCCGACACGAUAUACGCCAAUGCCACUGCACUCCGAGAACUUCGUAAAACAAAUGCUUAAACUAAAGAUCGCUAGCACUAAAGUCAGUCUUUUAUGCACUUAAUGAAAAACGUAUUCUAAAUUCUACAUGUGAUAUUUUGUUAUAUAAACCGUAAAUAUGAAAGACAUUUGUCUUUUAUAUAUUUACUGUACAUGCAUAGCACUCUUCAGAUUUUAUUUAAAUGUAAAUUUGUUCCUUUCAUCUAUAAAGUAUAUUAUCUUAUCAUUAUUAAUUAUUAUUAUUAUUAUUAUUAUUAUGUGAGGGAAACACUCACUCAGAUGACCGAAGAAUGUUUUCAAAUGACAUUUAUUAACAAUAAGAAAUGUAGGUAGAAAAGAAUAAUUUUCUAUUUGUUUAAGAAAUA
Molecule: messenger RNA, 4317 nt
Organism: Perca flavescens (yellow perch)
Lineage: Eukaryota; Metazoa; Chordata; Actinopteri; Perciformes; Percidae
Product: receptor-type tyrosine-protein phosphatase eta
Exons: 22
Coding region: 224-3973 (1249 amino acids)
Biological process (GO): peptidyl-tyrosine dephosphorylation involved in inactivation of protein kinase activity
Cellular component (GO): signaling receptor complex
Molecular function (GO): protein tyrosine phosphatase activity; protein binding
Source: RefSeq, a predicted model, not a curated record